UUCCUGUACACUCUGCGGACUUCAUGGUUAGUCCUGCCUCCUUAUCACACAACACACUCAUAAACACUGUGAGAUGGAUAAAACAGCUGUCAUACAGGUCUCUUAGACGUGAGGAGAGGAAGGAGAGCAGCACCACAACACCAGCAAACCGGUACCACCAUGGUUCGAGGAACGUUGAACACUAUGGCAGAUCUAAGACGUUCUGGGUUUGGUCGUCACUUGCCCAGGCAUGGACUCAAGCUCCUGUUCUGGUUCGCCAAGAAUUACAUCAAAUUUGAUUACAUGGGUGAAAUGGUUGCAAGAUACAACCCCAACGAGGGGGGCUUUGAUUUCCAUCCCUUCCAGAACAGACCGGAGUGGGACUGCAGCUAUGCGACCACACAUAUAUCUGUCAUUUCCUGCAAUUUUCUGCUCCCAGAUAACGUCCACCCAUACUAUAUAGUGGGCAACCUGAAUCCAGAAGAAUCCAAUUGCCUUCCUCAGUAUGUCAGAAAAGACUUUACUGGUGACCAAGAUGACAGUAACAUGGACCGCCUCAUCAUCAGUCUGCGUCCAGACGGGACUGUGGAUAAGGUUUAUGUGACCCAGCAUGACGACGACGGUCUGAGUUUUGACCCUGACAACACCUACCGUGUCACCAGGGGUCUGCUCAGGGACAUCAGUGGCCUAAAGCUGCAUAAGUUCCUGAAACAGGCAGGCUAUAGCAGCCGCCAGCCAAUCAUACACAUGAAUGAUUAUGAGGACAUUCUGAGUUAUUUUGAAUACUUGAGACUGUAGUGUAGUACAGAGCUCUGUAACCAUGAUUCCACUAUUAAUCUGAUUCUGAAGUGAAAGGACAGGACGGAAACAGCAGUAUAGUUUUUCUUGGCCUUUUUCAAUGUGUAUUAUGUAGGUAACUGAUGGUAUUUUCAUUGUAUGCUGUUGUAACCCCCUCCUGUCUUGUUCAUUGCUUUGUCAUUUAGCUUUUUCAUGAUGAAAUCGAUUUUUGAAUAAAAAAUGAUCUAUUUAGCAUUGCUAUGCUAUUGGUAAUACAAUAAAUAUAAAUAUUUUUUAUACAACAUUAUUGUAUGUGUGUGUGUCUAGCUCAUGCAAAUCCUAUGUUAUGAAUAGUGCCUCUUGACUCUCACCAUAAUACCUUUCUGUAAAAAAAAUCAGUGCAGUAAAAAUGAUGUUUUUCCUGUGUUUUGUGUAAUUUUGUACAGCUGAUUAAACUAACACUGUAAAAAAAA
This is a messenger RNA of Salmo salar (Atlantic salmon), 1229 nucleotides long. RefSeq lists its product as uncharacterized. Lineage: Eukaryota; Metazoa; Chordata; Actinopteri; Salmoniformes; Salmonidae. The record is from RefSeq and is a predicted model, not a curated record.